AUGACCUCUCAAGAACGCCUACUUCCAGAUCACACGAAACGGCAAGUGUUGAUACUGCACAUGCCGGUAAAUCUUCGAAUCAAAUCUCGACGCAAAAAGGCGUUGCCACAACAGGUUCUACCAACCGAUCAGCUACUUACCAUGACUUGUAUCUGUUUGAUUGAAUUAUUAGCCAACGAACUGUUUAAAGACGCAAUGGAAAUACUUAAGAGCAUUGAGUCGUCCUCCAAAGAAAAUGCCCGAAAGAGUAACGAAGACGAAUCGGAUAUUUCUAUAUCCUCAUUACUUCCAUUACCAGUACGCGUCGUUGUAAGGGUAUUGCUAUCACUCUUUUCAAUGAGUGGUCAGACUACAGACGACUCGAGGCCUAAGAAAUCUUUCCCUUAUCAACCGUUGCAUCCGCAUCUAAUUGCCGCCGUCAAGUUGCUAAGCGAAGCAGGACUAGGACUUGGCCAUGACGAUUCCCUAUUCACUCUCGCAGAAAUGAACUUUGUAAGACAUCGUACUCGUAUAAUAGCCAUAUUCCAUCCUCGCAAUCUGAACCAAGCCUUUUAUUACUACAAACAACUUGCUGAUCGUUCGGGAAAUGCUACAGCACAGCAAAUGGUAGGCUUUAUGUAUGCUACGGGUAUCGGUGUUGUCCAAAGAGAUCAGGCAAAGGCACUCGUGUAUCAUACGUUUGCUGCCCUGGGACAUGACGUUGCUGCUGAAAUGACUCUUGGAUAUCGGUAUUACGCGGGGAUAGGCGUAUCGCCUAACUGCGAGGAUUCGCUGUUUUAUUAUGAGCGAGUUGCUGAUAAAGCUGUCGAAUACUACCGAUCGGGCCCUCCUCUAGGUCGCCAACUGCCUCCGCUUAAAUUGCGCCUUUCUGAUAAAGAUGGCGGAGUUUACGGGGAAGGGGCAAGUGGAUCUUCGUUGAGACCUCAGCUCAAACCAAUAGAUUCCGCAACUUGGAAUGAUAUUCUUGAUUAUUAUCGCUAUCUUGCUAAUAAUAAUGAUAUCAAGGCACAGCUCGGUCGAUUGUUCUAUACAGGAAUCCGUGAAAUUCCACAAGAUUUUUCCAACGCACAUAACUAUUUAUUGAAAGUUGCGCGACGAGUAUGGCCGUCCGAUGAGGGAAAGGAAAAAUUACCAGCAAAACCGGAUGUUAUUCGGAAGGCUGCGAAGGCCGCUGGGCUCCUAGGUCGUUUAUACUGGCGCGGUGAGGGAGUAGCGCAGGACAAUAAUAGGGCUCUUUUCUGGUUCUGGAGGGGUGCAAAAGAGCACGACUCAACUUCUCUUGCCUGUAUUGGAAUAAUGUUUUUGGAAGGCGUUCGUUAUAAAGAUGAAAUUUUAGUUGAACAGAAUUUUGAUAAAGCUAAGGAAUUCCUUACGGCGGCGUCAGAAAAUGAUGAUUCAGAUGCAGACGCACAAGUUUAUUUAGGACUUCUUCAUUUAAGGAACAAGGAUUUAGCUAAUGCAAAAAAACGGUUCGAACAAGCGGCUGAGCAUGCUCAUUUCUUGGCCUAUUACCAUUUAGGGCAGAUGUAUGCAAAGGGUCUCGGAGCACCAAAGUCAUGUGAAAGCGCGGUUAUUCUUUAUAAGAAUGUGGCCGAGCGAGGAGAUUGGCUUCAUUCACCUUUUUCUGCUGCCACUGAGGCCUAUGAAGCAGGAGAUGAAGAGACAGCUCUUCUUUAUUUCAUGUUGGCGGCAGAGAGAGGCUACGAGAUUGCUCAGGCAAAUGUUGCUUGGUUAUUAGAUCCUGGUAGGGAAUGGUUAAUCUCGUUAUAUGAUGAACAGGGUUUUCUAAAUAAAGCAAAAUGGAAGUUUCGAUCCUCAUUUACGGGCGAUGUCGUGCGCGAGAAAUUGGCACUAAUAUAUUGGACUCGUGCAGCAAUACAAGGCAAUCUGGAUGCAAAAGUAAAGAGGGGAGAUUAUUACUUUAACGGCAUCGGAACUGAUAUUGAUUAUAAGAAGGCUAAAGAAUGUUAUUAUGAAGCAUCAUCAGAAAGUGCAAUAGCAAUGUGGAACUUGGGGUGGAUACAUGAAAGUGGUAUUGGGGUGACUCAGGAUUUCGAUCUUGCCAAACGGUGGUAUGAUCGAUCUCUAGCCAGUAACCCAGCAGCUUAUCUUCCGGUAACGUUAUCGUUGUUGAAGCUAUCCGCUCAUCGUAUUUGGAACUACCUGAAUGGUGGAGACAAUUCUAUAAUUAAUUCCGAUGACGUUGAUGACUCUGAAAUAUUAAACGAAGUACGACAUAGACCAAAAGGACAGCAGAGGGAAGGAGUUUGGGAUAGUGAGGAAGAAAAAUUGCUGAAAGAUUAUAACAAGAGAAACAAAGGGGAUGAUGAGUCCGGAUAUAGCACAGAAUCACACGAUGACCAUGAUUAUCCGGAAGAGAAGAAACAAGAAGAGGACGUUGUUGAGACUUUGAUGAUUCUGGCAAUGUGCCUGUUGGUUGGGUUCUUGGUGUAUAUUCGCCAAUUGAGAUGGAAUCAAGAAAACAAUAGAGCAAGGGGACAAGGUAGGGUAGAUGGGAAUGAGAGAAAUCGAGAUGGAAGAGGUCAUCAAAAUGGAGGGAAUCGAUGGAUUGAUCGUUUUGCCAACUUGGCUGAGUUUGUGCAGUGA
Molecule: messenger RNA, 2607 nt
Organism: Paraglomus occultum
Lineage: Eukaryota; Fungi; Glomeromycota; Glomeromycetes; Paraglomerales; Paraglomeraceae
Source: the annotation of a GenBank genome assembly